Molecule: messenger RNA, 1364 nt
Organism: Uranotaenia lowii
Lineage: Eukaryota; Metazoa; Arthropoda; Insecta; Diptera; Culicidae
Exons: 2
Coding region: 294-1280 (328 amino acids)
Source: RefSeq, a predicted model, not a curated record
ACCAAACCGAUGUGCAUUUAACGAAACCAUAUUUUUUCCGCGUGCAGCAGGUAAUUAUGAUUGCAAUCUUUUAUUCAAAUAUUAGUUUUUGUAUUUUUUUUAUUAAUAACAUUUUAGAUUCUCGGUACAUACUUCCAAACAUGUACUUAGUUGUGUAAACAAUCGACGGCAAAGGGCGCAAAGAAUUAACUGCAGUCCCAGCAAGAUGGGUGGAAACUUCCAGUAGGGGCCAAUUUCUUCGUUGGCCUAAUAGUAAGUCCCAGUCAGAGCUCUCCAAUUUGCUGAAAAGCCCAAUGUCGAAACCCACCGCAUCAUGGACACGGAGCAGGUGUAAGAUAAAGAGAAAGGAUUUGAACACGCUGAAUGAAGCAGAUGCGUUUGUCGAAUCCAUGUCCGGUGAAUCCAGCACGGACUCCUGCAUUCAGGUUCAAGCCCUCCAGCCAAAUAUCGAUGAUAUCAAUUUUCAACGACUGAUUGAUGAAACUAAUAGAACACAAGCGUCAAAAGUGAUUUCGGUACCUCGACUACCUAAACCGACAUCUGUAAAUCGUUCGUCUUCGAAGGCAAUAGAAGUUACGCUGCCCAUUGAUCUGCCUUCGCAUGAGGUAUCAUAUGCGCUUCCUGAUCCGACCGUUGAAGUCCAAUAUGUCCAAGCUCCAAAUUUAGAUUCUCCGAUACAAAGGAACUUCAAUAACACCAUUGUGGAGUAUGUAUCAUUAGAACAGCCUGAAAUAAAUCAAAAUGAUGCUUACGAAAACCAAGCGUCAGAACCUGGAUUGAGAGAUAUUUAUUCGAUGCUCAGACAGAUACUGGAUCGUGUGACUGAGCAGGAAAGAAGAUCUUUGGAUCAAAGCGUAAAGCUGGAUUUCAUUUUUAAUAAAAUUCAGCAGAAGGAAAUCAAUCAAACGAACGAUGAUUUUUCAUUUAAAUGCAUCACGAAUGAAAAAGAAUUGAACGAAUUAGAAGAACAGCUUGGCGACGAGGAAUACAAACAAAAUUUUUUAAAAUGGCUCAUUUCCAACAUCGAGGGCGAAUGUUCAGAGAAUAGAAUGUUGCAGGCGCUAGAUUUAAUUUUUUCUUUAAAAUUUCAAGCCGAUUGUACCUGGACAGGUUCAAGCCGAGUCGCAUCUAAAACAGCUAUACUGUCAAACCCCAAGCUUUUGAACAUUUUUCAAAAAAUAGGCACAACACAAACCGAAAUGGUUAACCAAAUUAAACUAGCUGACUUUUUCAAAAAAAAGCUUAAAAAUGCCACGAAACGAUUGACAAAUACUGAAUAAAAAACAAAAACCAUCGAAGAUUUCAACAGGCAUAGAUGAUCCAAUUUCGAGUGAAAUGUCUUCUGAUAUUGGAGACUUCGAUGA